CUAAGAAAGACAUCAUAAGUUUAUACUUCCUGUGCCAUAUUCACACCAUGCCUGAGGGGGCGGGCCGGGACAGCCAGAAGAAGCCAAGUAACCAAGCUGCUAAGCGGCCUUCCUCUGUCUCCUCUCUGAGUGGGAUCGUGAGCCGGAUGGCCUCCUCUGGUGGCACCUCUCGUGGGAGCUGCACCUCCGUCAACACUGUUUGCUCUGACAGCGACCGGGGAGCAAGUCUCAGCUCCUCCACCUCUUCUGCCUCCCUGCAAGAUGGCCACUCAUCCUCCUCCUCAUCUUCACUGCCCUGUGGAGCUGUUCCAGCCUACCCAUCACUACCCCAGCGCAAUGGCUCUGACAUCAGCCUGGACCUCACACCAUUGUCAGGUCCAGCCUCCUCCUCUUCCACCACUGUGCCGAAACUUUCACGCCUGCAGCGGGUGUUGCUGGAGAUCGUUGAGACAGAGCAGGCCUAUGUGAGGGAUCUAAAGAGCAUAGUUGAGGACUAUCUGGGGUGCAUCAUUGACUGUGGAGACCUGCCUCUUAAACCAGAGGAGGUCAGCACGCUGUUCUGCAACAUAGAGGACAUCUACGAGUUCAACAGUGAGCUUUUGGAAGAUCUGGAACGCAGCCCUCAUGCAGCAGCGAUAGCCGAAUGCUUCGUGGAGAGGAGUGAAGCCUUUGACAUUUACACCAUUUACUGCAUGAACUAUCCCAACUCAGUGGCCGUCCUCAGGGAAUGCAUGAAGAAUGAAAGCCUGGUGCGCUUCUUCCAGGAGAGGCAGGCCACUCUCUGCCACUCACUGCCCCUCGAGGCCUACCUGCUAAAACCUGUGCAGAGGAUCUUGAAGUAUCACCUCUUGCUGCAGGAACUGUCCAAGCACUUUGACAAGAAUGAUUCAGGAUACGAGGUGGUCGAAGAUGCUAUCAUCACCAUGACAGCUGUGGCCUGGUACAUUAAUGACAUGAAGCGGAAACAGGAACAUGCAGUACGCCUCCAGGAGAUUGAGAGUCUGUUGUUAAACUGGACUGGUCCGGAUCUCAGCGGCUUUGGAGAGCUGGUCCUGGAAGGUUCCUUCCGGGUUCAGAGGGUUAAAAAGGAGCGGGCCUUCUUCCUCUUCGAUAAAAUGCUGCUGAUUGCAAAAAAGAGGAUGGAACAUUUCAUCUACAGCACACACAUUUUUUGUUGCAACUUGCUCCUGGUGGAGAACAUGAAGGAUCCUCUGUGUUUCAAGGUGUCAGAUCAGACAAUCCCAAAACAACAGCACAUUGUUCAGGCUAAAAAUCAGGAGGAAAAGCGAUUAUGGCUGCACUACCUCAAGAGGCUAAUAGUGGAAAACCAUCCUGCAUCUCUGCCCCAGAAGGCAAGGCAGGUCCUUGGUGAUAAUUUCUGUCAAUCACCUCGGUUUGAACAAGAACCGAACCGGAAGCCUGUGCCUUCUCCUCGAUUAGAUGAUGUCCAUGGCUUUCACAGAGGAAGAAGACAAUCAGAACCCCCUGAGUUUAUCUACACCCCUGAGAAGGCCAGGAAAAGCCUUCCAUUGUUACUGGAAGGGAACCUGCCAUAUCGCCGAGGGCGCAGGCAAUCAGCUCCUGCGAAAGACAUAGAAGCAGCGUUUCAACAAAGUGGCUCUUUAAAGGCUGGCAGUGAAGGUGAGCUCUACACACAGGUCGAGAGCUUGGCCUCCUCAGGCAGUGCCAGUACUCUUGCAUCAUCAGUCAUUGAGGUUGGUUCAGGCCAGGAUAAUUUGGGUCUUGGUCAUGAUGAAGAUGAAGACAUGUCACCUCUCCCUACACCUCCAACACUCUCCAUCACAGAAGAAAUUAUGCAGUUUAUCAACGAGAGCCGUGCACGAGAAGGCAUGCCAGAGCUGUCUUCAAAUGUGUGUGAGUCCAGAUCAGAGCCCUUGGGCACCCAGUGUACUGAGCCACAGGACCUAAGUGAAUACCAGAAAACGCAGGUGAUGCAAGAGGAAGAUCAGUGGAAUGUUGUGGCCAAUAGUCCACAGGAUAAGCAACCACUAAUAGAUAUUAAAAUAAACAAAGAGGAUAAUGCUGAACAUGUUACACACAGUUUAUUGCCUGACUCAUCCUCUCUGAAGGAGUUUGGGGAAGAUAUUUCAUCUCUGUCUUCCAAUCUUAUGCCCAGACCUAAUUACAGAAAUGAAAGUGAAUUGCCAGAAGCAGAGAUAGUCAUGGCAACACUCAUUCCUCAGCAAUUCAUGGAGCAAGAUGUUGAGAACACCACUGCCAAAGCAGAAAUAUCUGAAGUGGCAAAUAAAAUGGAUGAAAUUGUCAAUGGAACCUCAGGUGAACUGUGUGAUAACUCCUCUUCCACACUCCAACCUGAUGAAAACCCUCUGCUGCCUAAAGGGGACAUUGAACAAAAGUUGACUAAAAGUCACCGGCAGAUCAUUGAAAAAAUUCGGAGCUAUUAUGAGGCAGCAGAGGCAGUGGCUGAGGAUGGACAAGUUUCACGCAGGAAUAGUUUUUCAAACAUCCCUACUGGCCUGGUAAAAGACUCAGUGUCACGCUUUAAUUUCUUUGUUCACCAAGUCAGUGUAUGUGAUUCUGAGAGUGGGCGCUCAGAUUCCAAUGAGAAUGACAUCCCGUCCACAUCACCUACUGUGCCUGACCAAAAUGCAAAGACUUUCAGUCAGCCGGACUACACUGGCAUUGACGCUACAGUUGCACAUAACAACCAAGAACAAUGUAAGACUGAGUCAAAAUCUGAUGAUGAUGAGCAGAUUUGUGACUUUAAACCCUGUAUGGAGCUCUGGAAAGAGAAAGAAAGGAAAGCUUCAGGUCUUCAAGAGAGAUCAAAAGCGUCUGCCUGCAAGGAGGGUAGAUUUUCUGAGGAUAAAGAAGCAUGUGAAAAAGAUCCAUUGUCUACAACUAAUAAGAGGACUCCUGUGCCCAAUGAACAGCUUUCACCGGAACAGGACUGCAAUGAAAACAUAAAGCUUAAAAGCCCUGAGCAAACAGACAAAACUAUCAAAGAAACUCAGUCCACUGCCGUGCCCAGAGACAAGACUUACCCUAAUGACAAUUUGGAUGGUCUACCCAGUCAGAUUAAAGUGGGACGGUUGUCCCGCCAUGGUAAGGCUGCAGUCACCUGCAGUAGGACACUUUACGAAGGCAUUGCAGAUGUGUCAAGUAUAGGAUUCUUUGAAACUGCUCCAAUGGAUCAGUGCUUAGUAGAGAACUCAGAAAAAAUUCUGAGUAAGGUACAGAUGCUAGCACAAAUGUAUAUGGCCAAGUCAAGUAGUAUGAAGGUACCAUUGCAUCAGAAAAGAACCCGGUUUACAAAGGGACCAUGUAAAGUGAAUACCCCUCUGAAGUCUCAGAUAAUGCUGCAUCAGGCAGACGUGAAGACACAGAAUCAUCCCUCAGAUAUUCACAUGGAGUCUGUUACUCACUCUGCACCUGAGUCAUUUGGGCAUGUGAUAGUUAAAGAGCAAUUCACGACAACCUAUCACCAGGAAAAUUACUGCGACGUUACUGGACAAAAGGAGCAGCUCACCAGACUUGGAGCUUGUGCAACAGAAUUUGAAUCCUGUGAAACAUUUGAAUCCUCUACUAUUUCAUCAUCUGAAAUAAUGGAAGAACAUUUGAUCACAAAUUUGGGAACUCAAAGCUCUUUAGAGAGCUCUCUAGAUCAAGAAAUACUUUCCAAAGAAAACCAAGUCACAUCACCUAUUCAAAGCUCUGGACCACAAGUCAAGUGCUUUAUUGAGCAGGAUGCCAGCCACACUUUGUAUUCAAUUAGGGAGGACCAUUCGUUAGCAGAUAAAAAUCCGACCUUUGAGAGUGAAGCUCAUCAAACUCAGUUCAAACCAGUGAUGGAUUGCUAUUCUAAAAAUGAAUCAGAAGAAGUUGCGAGCCUCAAGGAAGAAGCCCACAGUGCUGAAGAGAAGAAUGGUUUAAUUGAUAAGCCUUGUGAAAGCUUACCAUCUACUGAGAUUAUAGUGGGUGAUACACAGCUGAAGGCAUCAGUAAAUUCUGGUUCCACUGGCGAUCACAUAUCUUGCACUGAGAAUUCCACUUCUAAAGUUGAUGUAUCCCCUGUUAAUGUUGUAGAUACAUCUCGUCCAAUAGAAUUGGCACUGUGCUUGGAGAAUGGAGUCUCAGAAACAACAUGCAACGAAAAUCCCCAAAUGUCACCAGAUGUGCUCAACUUUGAUGUCCAAUAUCAAAGUUCACCUGAAACAACCUGUACAAAUGUACCACCUCUCCUUGGUUCCAGAGAAACGGUAAACCCAGAGUCUCUGGCAGGCAAAGAAGUACGAAACAAAGAUUUAUUGGUGUCAAGCUACCACCAAACAUCACCUCCCUGUAGACCUGCCUUAGAUAAUCUUCCAAAAUUCAACAGGCAAAGACCUGCCAAUCUGCCUACUGCAACGGGAAGAAGCUUUUCUCCCUGGAAUGCAUCAAACAUGUCCUCUCACAGACUAUCACAGACACCGCCCAUGUCUGGAGAACAAGAACAAGACACUUUAUCCUCAACUUCUGUGAUCUCUUCCAGUAAACCAUCAUUAUGUGAUAAAUCUUCAAAUAUUCCCACAAGUUUUCCUGACUCAAAGCCAUCAUCAGCUUUUAACAUUAGCCUUUGGGUGCGUUCACCCUCUCCUAAUAUAAACUAUUCAAACUCCUCUGUAAAUUCUGCUUUUGCCAAAUCACUUGCUGCUUCUUGUAUUAGUCAGACGAUUUCUCAAAGCAUGGCCAAAAGGAAUGCCCGUAUGCAGGCCACCUCUCCCCCUGACAGUUCCAGUGCAUUGCAUGCAUCCCCUCUAAGACUGAGGUCUCCGUCCCCUAAACCUGUCAUCCUGAACUCAUAUGUACAGUCAAAUUCUAGCAGCUUACCCACUAAGGUGACAGGAAGCCAAAUUCUAAAAUGUUCCCCUUCCCCUUUCUGCUCUAAUAGUCAACGAUCUUCCCCAACAACUGUACAGUCACCUCCUCCUUAUCGCAGCCAAUGUCCAGUAUCCCCUGCAUCCCCUGUACAGCUCCACUCAAUACCCUCUGUUACUCAUACAAGGGCUGAUCAUCUUGAACAUUCUCCCUCUACUCCUCUGAAUAGCAAUAACAACAAUAAUAACAGUCUUUGUAGUAAUGACUGGACAAGUAGUCAUAAAAAGCCAUUAUCAUCAUCAUCACAAACGUACAGAGCUCCUCAUUCCCAUGAGCUACAUCGAGGGACCUCCCACAACAGAAUUGCUCGACCAUUCCUGUCCUCUGAGCCUAACUCACGUGUGCAGUCUCCCUCAGCCUCUCCCUCACCAUCUCUGAUCACACGUAUCUGUUCCCCACCACUUGUCCCAAGUAGUGCUGGUCCAGUAAUAACCAAGCCUCCUAAUCCAAGGACCCCCAGACAGGGUGGGGCCAGUCCUUUCACACCUUUGUCUUUAGAGCUUUCGCAAACCACUUCAUCUUGCUUUUUGUCUCCAUGCGCAAGUCCAAGGGUAACUUCCCCACCCCCUAUUGGCAUUCCUACAAACAUAUGGUGCAUUGUAAGCCCUCAGCCAAGGAAUCCCUUAGUGACCCCUUCCUCCCCAGCAAGUUCUACUUCAAGAGGCUCCAGCAUCACUUCACCAGUGUCGGGAUCGUCUUCAGGCUCUCUGUUAUUCUCUCAGAGCCAGAGAAGACCAAGAGGAAGUAGCUUACCAUUUGAGAACCUGACAGGCAGCCCAUCGAGUCCAUUCAGAAAUGAGCAUAGGUCCUUUGCUGAGAAUGGACAAUGGGCAAUGGAUGCAGAGUCACACCCAACUAGUCCUCAAAUGCGCUCCUGUAAUGGUUCCCCUAUGUGUAUUAGUCCAGGACCUCAGUCUCCUAUUAGAGGGACUGCUGGGAAGACCACUGAUGCUGGAAAGCACCUAACAAACUUUAAUUGGCCAGAAGUACAUGAACUGCCAUCUGUCUAUAACACAGGAAACAAUUCUCAGUGUAACCUUUUACCCUCAUCAUCUUGUCCUGAAACUGGGCAAGAGGACUCAGAAUUGGGGAAGGCUACUUGCCAGAGUAGCCUGAUCUGUGCCUAUGUGGCUCGAACCACCCCUGUACCUGAAAAGGACACUCAUAUUCAGUGCUCAGAUGAUGAAAAACAAGUGGAUAAUGUGCCAGUACAGGGGAUGAAGACACCAUUAAAAACCAGUUAUGCCACAACUGUCAACCUACAGAUUGCCGGGAGUGGGAGAAUUGCAUCCUUUAGUAAUGCCCAGGUUAGCCUGACUCAAACUCUGGCACCAGUGACAGAGAACCAGGGCAUGAGAAGGGUCAGCAUAAAUGGCUGUACAUUGUCACUGCAGAACUGCAAAAGGCUCUAAGUGGAACUCAUCUGAGGCAUUUUAUAGUGCUUUAUCAAUAUUUACCAGGCACGUUACCAUGUGUAAAAGGAUGCGGAUAGAGAUUCAUGUCCACUUUACUGAGAUGACAAAUUACGGGUGUCAAGAAACUUGUUUUUACUGCGCAUUGCUAACUCUUUCACUGCAAAGGGUGCUUCACAUACAGCUCAAGUUUGGAUUUCUGCCCAGCCAGAAUUUCUGGCUUGUUUUUUUAAGCAGUGUUAUUUUAUUAUUUUUAUAUGAUUGUAAAAUAUUCUAAGUUCUACAUAACUUAAUCAAAGCAUCUGUGACAAAAAGUUUUUUUUUUCUUUUGACUGAAAUAGGCAGUUCUCUUAUUUAUGAAGUAGGGUUUUUUUAUGGCACUUAUCUGUAUCUCUCAUCUGUAUUUUGCACAAUUUCUGAUGUGGUCCAGAUAUAUGAAUCAUUGUGUAGGAAGAAAAGAACUUUGUAUGUACAAAUAAGGGAAGGUCGAAGAAUGUUGCUGUUUUUCAAAAAGGUUAAUCAAACACGACACUGCUUUAAUCGAAAGGCUGAUUCCAUCAUUCCAAAUUCAUCGUGAGUCCAUUUAUAGACCCAAUCUACCACAUCCUUUGAAAGCACCUUAGUAAUAUCUGUGGGAAUGGUAAGGUGGAUUCUUUGUCAUGUUUUCUAGAUUACCAACAUUUGAUAAAAAUGUUGCCAGUCUGCUUCUGUACACGAGAAACAAAAAGUGGAAAAUGUUUGUAAGAAGCAGAACAAAUAUGUUAUUUAAAAGCGUAUACCAUAAUACAGUAAUACAGUCCAUCCUGCAAAACAAAUGAGCAAAUCAGUGUGCAGGAUUUUAUGAUUUAAUGAUGUGUCGUUAUAACUAUGUAUAGUUUAAACUAUAUAUUGUAUAAUUCUAUAAUAUACUAUGUAUUGUGAUAACUAUGUAUAUAGUUAUCAAAAGUAUGACUGUGAGUUUCCAGAAUUUGCAGAAUUUCAUAAUGUAUAGUUAUUUCCAAUGUGACAACAGUCAAAAAAUUUUAAUACACCCUAUAAUAAUAAUAAUAAUAA
Molecule: messenger RNA, 7364 nt
Organism: Neoarius graeffei (lesser salmon catfish)
Lineage: Eukaryota; Metazoa; Chordata; Actinopteri; Siluriformes; Ariidae
Gene: plekhg2
Product: pleckstrin homology domain containing, family G (with RhoGef domain) member 2
Exons: 20
Coding region: 48-6311 (2087 amino acids)
Molecular function (GO): guanyl-nucleotide exchange factor activity
Source: RefSeq, a predicted model, not a curated record